CGUUCCCCUCCCCGCCUUUAUCAGGCGUGCACGGCCUUCUAGACGUGAUGAGAUUUCCCCGCGGGGAAUCUCUGGGAUCGGUUCAGGACACGAACGGGACCCGAUCCGAGCAGGAGCCGGCCGUGACGUCAGCCACCCCAGCCGCGCGGCACGAGCGCAGGCGGCGGGAGUCAGAAGUCAGGCCCGCGCUUUGACGCGCGCGCGCGCUUCCACGUGAGCCCUUGCGCCCGGCCUCGGAAACUCCUAUUGUGUGUGUGUGUAACGAAGGGAGUAGCGGCGGCGGAGGCGGCGAAGGAACUGGCUGCAGUUCCACGCAGCGGCCAGAGGCGGCGAUGCCGAGCCGGUGCUGGGAAAAGAAACUCUGCGAACAUCCUGGUUUGCACCACUUAAAGGCAAAGGCAGCGUCGAGGGAGGGGAAGAGCGACGCGCACGGAACCGGCCAGAUUGGCGCUUUCCCGGCUCUUUCCCGACAGAGGCGGAGGAACGACGAGCGCCCCAUUGGCUCGAUCGCUCGAACAAUCCUCGGUGCUGGCCUUCUUGCAUGUACAAUCUGAGGAGUGUGAAGACGCAAGGGCUGCCGUGGAUAUUCACAUAAUUGAAGAAACCACUUGUUGGGAAUAAAUAACUGAAGAUUUUAAAAACUGGAAGAACAUUUGGGAAGAAGAAAUCUAGUUUCUACAAGAUCAAAUCUGAAUUAAAUGGCGGAUAAACAGAUCAGUUUACCUGCAAAGCUGAUCAAUGGAGGGAUAGCUGGGCUAAUUGGGGUCACUUGUGUGUUUCCUAUUGAUCUGGCAAAAACUCGCCUGCAAAACCAGCAGAAUGGCCAGCGAAUGUACACCAGCAUGUCUGACUGCCUCAUUAAAACAAUCCGGUCGGAGGGAUAUUUUGGCAUGUACAGAGGGGCUGCAGUGAAUCUAACCCUAGUGACUCCAGAAAAAGCCAUCAAGCUAGCUGCCAAUGAUUUCUUUCGACAUCAUCUUGCCAAAGAUGGGAAGAAGCUGACACUGCUGAAGGAAAUGCUGGCUGGCUGUGGGGCAGGGACCUGCCAGGUGAUUGUCACCACUCCCAUGGAGAUGCUCAAAAUCCAGCUGCAGGAUGCAGGCCGAAUUGCUGCUCAGAAGAAACUAAUGGCAGCCCAGGCUCAGUUAAAUCCUUCCACUGGUGCUGGAGCAGCAGAGUCUGUUGUAGAGACACGAACAACAGCGAUGCAAAUCACAAAGGAACUGCUUCGGAGCAAAGGCAUCUCGGGACUUUAUAAGGGACUUGGAGCUACAUUGCUAAGAGAUGUACCUUUUUCCAUUGUUUAUUUUCCACUGUUUGCAAACCUGAACAAACUGGGGCAGAAGACCCCUGAUGUGAAAGCUCCUUUCUACGUGUCCUUCCUCUCUGGAUGCCUGGCAGGCAGCACAGCCGCGGUGGCAGUUAAUCCUUGUGAUGUAAUCAAGACCCGGUUACAGUCCUUGCAGAGGGGAGUCAAUGAGGACACAUACUCAGGGAUAAUAGACUGUGCCAGGAAAAUCUGGAGGAAGGAGGGCCCCACAGCCUUUCUGAAGGGGGCCUACUGCAGAGCCUUGGUCAUUGCUCCAUUGUUUGGUAUUGCACAAGUGGUCUACUUCAUCGGCAUUGCUGAAUACAUCCUAGACAUGUUUCCAAGGCGCCAGGAUUAAACCCCUCGCAUCUCUUCCCAUCCAAUUGGAAUUCAUCGUAGUAUUUUUGUCAUCAUGGUGUCCAAGCAACAGCACAAAGAGUUAAAGCAGUGGGGAUGAAUGUUCUCUUCAGACAAAGUUAUUUUUUUUCCUGUCAACAUGGUCCCCCUAUUUUUACCCCAGGGAGGAUCCUAAUUAUGCAUAUCUCCCUUUUCAUUGUCAGUCUCAAAGACACUGGUUAACACAGACUGUGUUACAGGCCCAGUGUUUCUCUUGGCUAAGGGAAAGUGAGCCAUCUAUGUUCUCUGAGUUACCACCCAAUCAAGACAGAGCAAAAGAACUUGACUUCUCUCCCCAGCCAUAUUCUUGGUUAUGAUGAGGCCUCUGGGGAAGACAAGGGGCUGGUACCCACUAAAAGGGAGGCCAUUUUGUCUGUUGAGAGGGCAGGUAAUUAUGAAAUCAAAAUGUUUGGGUUUUUAGGUAGUUCUCCUAAACACCCCUCCCCCAAAUUAGUUGGACUUAAAUGAACUCUUUGGAUAUUGAAGUAGGGGGGAAAGGGACAGGUGCAUCCUCUGUGCUGAUUUACGAAAUGAACCGCCUUCCCAAACGGAGCGCGUCUGUGAAUACAUGGUGCUGCCCAGUGUCAUAAACUUGCUGUGAGCCAUUAUGGUUGGGGGAAGAACCAAUCUGGGGAUCAAUUUUUAUUUAAUUUUAUGCAGAUUUAUGCCCAACCUGUUAAUACAUUCCUUUUGGUCAGCUUGAUUGAUGCUAGUAAUGCUGUUGUCCUGCCUGGUGUUUCAGUUGUCUGUGUCUUUUGAGCUGUGCCUAGAACACAUGUAUUCCUUUCUAGUUUCCCUCUGGGGGUACAGACCAUGCCAAAGGCUAACUUGGAGUUGAUCUCUGUUUUGGCAUUUAAUACUGCAAAGUUGCUGGAUGGUACAGAGAGUUGUAGUUCAACUAAAACCAGAGGAAAACACCUUACACAUUUUGGGGAGGGUGCAGCUACACAGGAGUUCAAGGAAUGAAUCUAUUAUACUUUAUGUUCAGGGUUUGUUUAUUUUUUUUCCUGAACUCCAGUGAACUAUAUUUUAGCGAUACCAGCUAGUUUUCAUAUUCAGGCCAAAACUGACAGCUAUCUGUCAAAGCUUCCCUGUUACUUCUACAGAGACCUUCAUACAGACAUAUUCACCCUUAGAUGUGGGGCUGAGGGAUUUCCUUAGUUCUUUUAAAUCAGUGGUUCUUAACCUUUGUUACUUGGAUGUUUUUGAACUGCAACUCACAGAAACCCCAGCCAGCACAG
This is a messenger RNA of Pogona vitticeps (central bearded dragon), 2946 nucleotides long. RefSeq names its product solute carrier family 25 member 22 (gene SLC25A22). Gene Ontology annotation, molecular function: L-glutamate transmembrane transporter activity; L-aspartate transmembrane transporter activity. The record is from RefSeq and is a predicted model, not a curated record. Gene Ontology annotation, biological process: aspartate transmembrane transport; malate-aspartate shuttle; L-glutamate transmembrane transport. NCBI's taxonomy places the organism in Eukaryota, Metazoa, Chordata, Lepidosauria, Squamata, Agamidae.